CGUGCACGACCGUCAAGUGUACGCAAAGUCCGCGGCUCUCGCAGUUUGGCGACCCUGGCUUGCGAUCGACGUUGUGUGCCGUGUCGCGUUGACGCGAGGUGUUGCAAUCAGCUGCGGAUCGCGUGGGUGCGUGAUCGCAAUCACGAUCGCGAGAAUCGAUCUCUCAUCUUCUUCUGCCUUUCUCCUCUCCGCGAGACCUCAGCUCAGCCGCUCGCAGUCGCGAGAAUCGCCGUCGAUACACUUCCUCGCGCGCGUACGCUUCGCGAACUUCUCCUGCGGGCAACUCGACCGUUGCGAUAUCGAACAACGAUAUUCGCGCGUAACAUUGGCAUAGGGGCACGACGACUCGUUACAGCAACGAAGACGACGACGACGACAACGGCGACGACGACGACGACGACGACGACGAACAACAAGGGGAAUAACGAGCGGAGGAUGCACCGUCGCCGCCGUUAAUCAACGAGAAGGCCGUGCAGGUCGAUGAGGACGACGAGACGCAGCAACGGACAACGUCAGCUACAUCAGUAUGCAGGCGAACGACGAGACCUACGAUAAGAACCCUGCCGCGGAGAACAUCCGCGUCUCGUUCGCCGAGGAUGACGACGACGUGGACCGCGCGUCCACCUCCGGCGAGAAGUCAUCCGACGAGCCACCCCCGUCCACCACCACCGCCAGCGACGAUGACUACGGCUGCGAGCAUUACAAACGGAAGUCCAAGUUCGUGACCCCAUGUUGCAACAAGGUAUACGCAUGCCGGUUUUGCCACGAUGAGCAAGAGGCCCACACAGUGAACAGGAAAGAAGUGACGGAAUUGAUAUGUGUCCUCUGCGACACUCGUCAGCCCGUGCAGGCCACGUGUCAAAAUUGCCAUUGCCGAUUCGGCAAGUACACGUGCCUAGAAUGCAAUCUCUUCGACGACGAGGACAAGAAUCAGUAUCAUUGCGACGGUUGCGGUAUAUGCAGGGUCGGUGGUCGCGACAGAUUCUUCCACUGCGCUAAGUGCAAUAUGUGUUUGCCAGUUCAACUGAGGAAUGGACACACGUGCAUCGAGAACGUGUCGCACGCCAACUGUCCGGUGUGCCUGGAGGACAUCCACACGAGCCGCAUACCGUGCCACAUUCCCGACUGCGGGCAUUUACUUCACCGCACAUGCUUCGAGGAGCUGCUGCACUCCGGCCACUACGCCUGCCCGACGUGUCAGGUGUCGCUGUUAGACAUGACCGACCUGUGGAAGUUUCUGGACACGGAGGUGUCACUGACGCCGAUGCCGGAGGAGUACCGCGACUACAAAGCCGAUAUCUUGUGCAAAGAUUGCCACGAGGAAUCCACGGUGAAGUUUCACGUGGUCGGCUUGAAGUGCUUAAAUUGCGGCAGCUAUAACACCUGCAGAGUGAAAGGCUCCCCUUCUCCAGAUCCGGACAACUCGAACGAAGCAGCAGGUGGCAGUAGCACGGGGGAGGAAGAACAAUCCUCCAGUAAGUAAGGCCAAAAGUGUUAUCCAUGAGACAGAUUGAUCCAUCGAUCGAUCAGUCAGUCGAUUAAUCGACUGAGAAGGGUAACGAGGGCGAAAGAAGAUUACACGUACACAUACAAGUUAUAGACGACACCGAGAGAGUAUUUGUACUUUAGACGAAUAUUACUCUUUAUAAUGUUUUUGUAGCGAAAUUGCAUUUCUAUCGGUACGCUAAGGUACUCUCUGACGUGACCGAGUUUGGCCGAAUGCGGCUUAGCACUUGAAAGAACAAAGAUAAGAUGAAUUACCAUUGUUCCCAUUAGCAGUGGCGACGUCGUCGACAUUAGUAAUUAAUUAUUUUCUAGCGAUUAUUUGUGAUACGCUGUAACACAACUCUCUAGGCAUCCGAGUGGACGCGGAUCGUUUCGUUAGCGCGAGUCUCAUUGGCGAGAAGGAGAGAGAAAGAACGAAAGGAAAGGUGCGACAGAGAGGAUGAGUCUCGUUGUUGUUCGUCGCGAGUCCAUAGACGUAUAAUACUUAAACCGCGCGGUCUCAACGUCUCCUUUUGUUAGAACGCGUCAGAAGUUAGAAAGACAGUUGCUGUACGGAUACCAUCCUGCCUUUUUCGAAAGACUCGUGGCAGCGUGGAGAAGCGUUUGCUGAGGGACGAAAAAGGAAGGUAGAGGGGAGUGAAACGAUACACAUACAUCUCCAACAUUAUCAGACGAAGACAGAAUGGUACCUCAAAGCAUUCUCUCUCUCUCUCUCUCUUUCUAAUAUUUGACGACUUUUCGGGCGAAUGCCUGGUCUAGUUAUUAUAUGUCUAUGCGCGAGUCGCAGUCGAAGACGGUGGGUUAACGAAACGAUCGGCAUCUGCGGAUAAUUCGUAGCCGCUCCCUUCUCGCGUACGACGCGUUUGCGACGCUGCGAUCGUCGAGGAGCACGCGAUUGCUAUUGUUAGUUGGUUUUCAACGUUUUUAUCUUGUACCGGACACCCUGGACUCUCGUCGCGCGAUUUUUUUAGCCACGUGUCCUGGAAUGCGUUUGGAGUCGGGGGGUUCUCGAUGGAAGUGCGAUGUUCAACGAAGAGAGUCUGAUAUCUCUUCUCGUUUCUUCGUAGCCUUCCGCAUUCGCGAUGUUUGCCCUUCGCGAAUUCGCCCUCAAAUUCUGUGACAAUUCACAUAUCUCGCGACAUUCGUUAAUUUUAGUAUUCCGGCAUUUGAUGAAUGCAAUGAGUCUAAUUGAUGCAACAACAUAUUUACGGUAACAUAUUUAUAUCGAGUACAUGUUAUUUAUAUAAUUAUUAAUGAUUUGAAAAGUUGGACUGGAAAAUAGUACGACGUUUAAACAGACUCAACACCGCGAAGGAUUAAGCAUCACGGUUAGAUUAUUGAAAUUUUGAAAAGACUGACUGCAUCUUCAUAGGGACCUAAAAUCGAUUUAGCAACGCAUGUAGCUUUUACGUUUUAUAUGAACAGCCCAGCCGAAACUACAUAAUAAUUUCCGUUGUUGCAACUGCUGAUGUUACAUGUCGCAUAAAUUAUGUUAUGAUUAUAUUAUAAUUUUACGCGACAUGUAACAUCAAUAGCUACGAUACCGAGAGCUAUCAAAUCGGUUUUACGCUGGUUUUAUGUAAAAAUAAACGACAACAUACGUUGUUGAUAUUUGUUGUCGAAUUGAUUUUAGGCUACAGCGUGAACAUAGCCCGAGAGCAUACGUAAUAAUUGCAAUUAACGAGGGAGUUUGUUGAGAUCAAUCAGUGAACAAUUAGUGACUCCAAAUCGCUCAGAGAGUCCGUGUGGACGAAGGUUCGCGCGGCGUGUCCUCGGAGAUGCUUGCGUAUGUAUAAUUUAUGCAUACACUUCUUCUGUGUCUUAGCUAUAUUUACUCCCGAAAUAGCAACUGCGUCGGUGGUAGUUAAUUACGUCUAAGAAAAUUGUUAAAAGGAAUCAUGAAGAGGCAGAAAUCGACCGAGCCCUCAGGAUAAGAGAUGAGCGCAGGUGAGCGGUGAGGUUACGAGAAUAUUACAGAACUUUUCCGAUUACUGGAGGCACUCUAAUCAACGGUGCCACCUUAUUUUUCGAUCUAUUCUGCGUGUUGAUGAUAAACGUUGCAACGGCGCGUUCGCACCGUCGAGACGCGAUUUUCCCACGCGCGAGUGCCAUGUUGAGCAGACACGCAUCGUCCUGGGAAACGAAACCCGGCAAUAUUCCGGUAAUAUUCGGCAACUAGGACGAUUUCCCGAGAAGUCGUAUUACCGAAGUACGAACGAGGUAAUAUCAUGAAGUGUACGAUUACUGGAGGGAUCCGAGAAGAAAUUACUAUCCUGAAGACAGUAGGAAGACAACGGCAGGUUGUUCCAACUCCUCCUUGGUAAGUUAACUGAUAGUUAAAUCAUAUGUCUAUCUUCGUUUAAAUUGAAGGGAAAACAAAGAUAAACGCAUGAUUUAACUAUCAGUUAACUUACCAAGAAGUUGGAACAACCGACCUCAAGUGUGCCAAUUGGCAGGUUCUUUUCGAGAGACAACUAUACAGUCGAGGCGAUUGCGGUAUCGCAACUUUCCAGGAAAUUGCUCCACUUUUCGCAAACUUCGAUACGUUUUUCUCGAGACGAUGCAUACCCACCCCGGACCGUUGCCGUUUCUUCCACGGCACUCGCGGAAAUCGCACGCGGGGAUUGUCGCAUCGAGGCGCGCGGGAACGUCGAUGGGCCUAACUAACUGUACUUCGAACAACCACCUCUCACAUCGCAUCAAUCUCGACAUCGCGUAGCACACGUACACAUACAUACACAGACACGUACGAGCGAAGUUCGAAGCUCUGACAAAUGAAAAUUUCCGUUCCUGCGAAUCACCUGCGGCACAACAGCUGUCUUGUUUUCAGAUGCGAAGCGCGCACUCCGUCUUGUUUUCCAAAAGAGAUCUCAUUUUUAGCCUCCGCUCUCGCGUGAGAACCUUUCUUCUCGUCAAAAUGUAGACAAGACUCUGUAAGAUAAAACAAUUUACUCACUCAUUCACUCACCUUCUCAUACACACACCGGGGUGGCACGUGCCGAUGAUGCGAUAAUGAAAUAUCAAUAGCGAAUAAUUGGGGUUGGAAGAGGGGAAGGAGAAGAAAAGGUAUCUUUUCCCGGCGGAUAGUGAAGUAUCAUGCAUGUGCACGACUUUUCACGUGUGCAUGUGUGUGUAUACAAAAAAAUAUAUAUGCGCACGCGCACACACACACACACACACAUACAUACAUACAUAGAUACAUACACCCAGACUCGCAUUUUCUCCCCGAGAGGCAUUAUUCUUCUUCUUCUUCUGAUACCGGUGAAUAUUCAUCUAUGUAAUGUAAACUUGUAGCUAAUCUGUUUUAAUGUAAUUCUGUGUAAUGCAAUUGUCUAGAUGGAGUAACAGUCGCGACGGCUCGUCGUCGCGGCGUCGAUCGUGAGUCUCGCUGUUCUUCUUGUCGCGAUUUGAUACGAAAUCAUUCCGUUAUAUACCGAAUGAGACGGGAUAGCCCACACACACACAUAUGUUAUUGUGAACACACACAUAUAUGCAGCUCUUUUUUUCUGUCUUGCACGACGCACGACACGACGAUUCGACGACGGUAUGACGGAGUCUGAAAGCGCGACGGUGAUCGUGAGGUCACGAGUGGUGAAACGCGAUUCAGAAGCGAUCAACUUCGAAAGGGAAAGGGAGUAGAAUCAGUGAGAGCCAAAGGCUGGUGUAAAAAAAAAAAAGAAGUACAAAUAAACUACGAGUGAUUGACAUUCGAUUGGAAUCGAACGGCUUUGAUCAAGUGUGAAUAGUCGCAUUCAGCAGAGAAAACUGCUUUACGACCAUUGCAAAAUUCGUGAACCUGAUUUGUGUGUGCUUUUGAUCUCGGCUGAGUCUACAAAUACGCACCAAUCGGAUUCGUAUUUUACAAUCGCAAAGUGGCUUUCUCUACCGAACGCAGUGAAAAACUCGCAAUCGAUCUGUGUUAUCUACGAAUCGCUGCGAGACCGGCGCGUCUCCUCUCUUUUCGUGAAGUUGAUUGUGUAUCUCUGACGACCUUUUCGAAUUUAUUACAUUUUAGACGUGUGAAAUGUCUGCGAGAUUUUCGAGGCGUGUGGAGCGCGAUUCCGCAGCGAGAGACGCUGCGUAUCGACUCGACGGAAUCGACUUUACCAUUCCACAGCAUUCCAAUAGGAGCGAGCAGCUCCUCGAAUUCGUAUCGAGCUUAACAAAGAUGUGUCGCACUUUUUAACGACAGACUGCUGGCUGUAGUACGAGCGAGCAGAUCUUAGACGACUGCUUUCGUUCGCAAAAUUCCUUCGUACAAACGUCCGUUGCGAGAACCGAGCGCUUUUUUCCCUCAGAGACGGGCACAAGAGCGAUCGCGCAGCGCUUUGUUACGACGCUUGAUUGCGCAAGCAGCUAUUCUUACACGCUGAUAUCGUCGAGCGAACCUUAUUGAUCGAUGUUAGAUGUUCGCCUGUCCCGACGAGUCGGGUAUUACGUUGACGAGGAAAACGCGUCAGUCGCGCCGCAAAAGUUUCACGAUUGCCGCGAAUGACCAGCCAGUAGCUUCCUUUUCCUCUUCUGUAACUCUUCUUUAUUCUUCUUUCUCCCGACACGAAACGAUAUACGUAGUUUCUGUUGUGAUUACCAUCACGAUUUUAUUAUAUUGUAAAUUAAAUACCA
Messenger RNA from Harpegnathos saltator (Jerdon's jumping ant), 6129 nucleotides. RefSeq names its product Ring finger and CHY zinc finger domain containing 1 (gene Rchy1). The record is from RefSeq and is a predicted model, not a curated record. The transcript has 5 exons. Gene Ontology annotation, molecular function: ubiquitin protein ligase activity; zinc ion binding. Gene Ontology annotation, biological process: protein ubiquitination; ubiquitin-dependent protein catabolic process. Lineage: Eukaryota; Metazoa; Arthropoda; Insecta; Hymenoptera; Formicidae. Gene Ontology annotation, cellular component: nucleus. The coding region runs from base 527 to 1483 and encodes 318 amino acids.